AUUUUAUCAACUAUCAUCACUGCAACUCUCUCUCUUUCAAGCCUUGUCUGUAGUUGAAUCGAAAGCUAUGUCUCAGACCGUUGUUCUUAGAGUGGCGAUGACUUGCGAAGGAUGUGUUGGAGCUGUGAAAAGAGUUCUUGGGAAAAUGGAAGGUGUGGAGUCAUUUGAUGUGGAUAUAAAGGAGCAGAAAGUGACGGUGAAAGGUAACGUGCAGCCAGACGCGGUUUUACAGACGGUGACAAAAACCGGAAAGAAAACGGCUUUCUGGGAAACCGAGGGUGAAACUGCCAAGGCUUAAGGAGAAGCAAAGCAGAGCAUUUUAUGUGAUUCUCUGUUUUAAUAAAAUCAAUGUGGAAUCGUUUUAUUCUUCUUCUGUUGCUUGUGACUUGUGGCUGAGUGUAUGGAACUAUAGAAGAUACAACACACUUUUGAGUGAAUAAAUAUGCACUCAGGCU
This is a messenger RNA of Arabidopsis arenosa, 455 nucleotides long. Lineage: Eukaryota; Viridiplantae; Streptophyta; Magnoliopsida; Brassicales; Brassicaceae. The record is from the annotation of a GenBank genome assembly.